UAACUACGUUGAAUUGUGACCCUUGGAUUGAUUUGGAAGUGGAGGUGGAAGUGUGUGGUGGAAGUGCAGGAGGAUGGUUGGACGGAAGAGUGCUUGAGAGGAUUCGCACCUCACCGGAACAGUGAGUGCACCGUGCACAGCGGCGCAUGUUAGAAGUUUUAUACAUUCCGCGAUCCCUAGCUCUCUUGUCUCUCUUCUCCAUCCAUCCACCGUCCCCGAAAUCCCCAAUUACGCCAUGAUUACACAGCAAAGAAGCUUAUCACAAAGCCCUAGAUCCCCAUCCGCACAACCCUUUCUAUCAAUCUCAGUCACUGAUCCUGCUAAGAUGAGCAAUGGCGUACAACCUUAUAUCUCUUAUAAGGUCAUCACCAAGACAAAUUUAUCAGAAUGUGAAGGGCCAGAGAAGAUUGUUAUUCGACGUUAUAGUGAUUUUAUUUGGUUACGUGAUCAUCUUUUUGAGAAGUACAAGGGUAUUUUCAUUCCUCCACUUCCAGAGAAGAGCACUGUAGAGAAGUUUAGAUUCAGUGCUGAAUUUAUUGAGAUGAGGCGUCAAGCAUUGGAUAUAUUUGUUAACCGGAUAGCUUCACAUCAUGAACUUCAGCAAAGUGAGGAUCUGAGAACAUUUUUACAGGCAGAUGCGCUGACAAUGGAGAGGGCCAGAUCUCAAGAGACUGGUAUUUUCAAGAAGAAGCCAGCUGAUUUGAUGCAAAUAUUCAAGGAUGUACAAUCUAAAGUGAGUGACGUUCUUGGAAAGGAAAAACCAGUUGAAGAAUCAAAUCCCGAAUACGAGAAACUGAAACAUUACAUCUUUGAGCUUGAAGAUCACUUAGCUGAAGCUCAGAAACAUGCAUGUCGUCUGGUAAAGAGGCACAGAGAAUUGGGGCAAUCCCUAUCAGAUUUUGGAAAGGCAGUCAAGCUCCUUGGUGCUUGUGAAGGAAAUGCUCUUGGGAAGGUGUUUUCCGAGCUUGGGGCAAAAUCAGAGGUUUUGUCAAUUAAGCUGCAAAAGGAGGCCUACCACCUCUUAAUGAAUUUUGAAGAGCCCUUGAAAGACUAUGCUCUUGCUGUGCAAUCUAUUAAGGCCACGGUAGCAGAGAGAGCCAACGCUUUCAGCCAGCAGUACGAAUUGGCUGAAACAAUCAAGCUCAAGGAGAUAGAUCUAAACAAAUUCAGGCUAACACGAUCUGAAAAAUUGGCAGAAGCCCAGCAUGAAUAUGAAGUGAUGAGGGAAGAUAGUGAGGAAGCAACUAGAAGAUUUGAGACAAUUGUGCGGCUAAUGAAUGAAGAAUUUGUGUGUUUUCAAGAACAGAAAACAUUAGAUAUGGGGGUUGCUUUUCAUGAAUUUGCAAAGGGACAAGCCCGUUUGGCAACCGGUAUAGCUGAUGCAUGGCGAAGUCUCCUUCCCAAACUUGAAGCUUGCUCUUCUUAACAUAAUCCAAAACUUCACCCAGGUGAGCAGCGGGAUGUCCAGCCCUAGUGAACUUGUGAAAGGAUUAUCAAGUUUUGUGGAGUCAGCCAAGGAUGUCUCACGCACGAGACUUUUGUUGUUUGUUUUGUUUCAAGAGUUUUUCUUUUAUUUCAAGUGGCAUCUCAAGGAUCUUUCAAGAGCUUGUUUGGAUUAAAGAAGUAUUCUAAAAUCACUCCCCAUAGUUAGAAAAUUUGAAUGAAAAUUAACUCCAUAAUU
Camellia sinensis is the source of this 1681-nucleotide messenger RNA. The record is from RefSeq and is a predicted model, not a curated record. NCBI's taxonomy places the organism in Eukaryota, Viridiplantae, Streptophyta, Magnoliopsida, Ericales, Theaceae.